GUGCGUGGGGAUUCCCGCGGCCCGGGCCGCUACCCGGCCUGCCCCGCGGCAAGAUGGCGGUCUGAAGGCGGCUGGCGGCGGCGGAAAGCUUAGAUCAGGCUUUCCACAGCUCCUAUAGCAGCAUCUGCCCCAAUUUCAGCUGAAGACUCAGGGGCCCCGGGGACUGGAAGAAAUCACAGUGCCUACUUGGAAAGAAGAAGAGGUAGCGACUUGCCCCAGCCCACCCCAGAGCGGGAGCUGUUGGCUAGAGGAAGUGGAGGGGCCGUGGGAUGCAGAGAGCCGAGGGCUAACUCCCGGACAGCGGAACGGAGAGAGCUGCCGACAAACAGACGGUGGAGGAGCCCUCACCUCCCAGAAUGACAAGUGCAGCCCCUGCUAAGAAACCCUACCGUAAGGCACCACCGGAACAUCGGGAGCUGAGGCUGGAAAUUUCUGGAUCCCGGCUUGAGCAGGAGGAGCCCCUGACUGACACGGAAAGGAUGAAGCUCUUGCAGCAGGAGAAUGAAGAGCUUCGCCGGCGCCUGGCCUCCGCCACCAGACGCACUGAGGCCCUGGAGCGUGAGCUGGAAAUCGGGCAGGACUGCCUGGAGCUGGAGCUGGGCCAGAGCCGCGAGGAGCUGGACAAGUUUAAGGACAAGUUCCGCAGGCUGCAGAACAGCUACACGGCUUCCCAGAGGACCAACCAGGAACUGGAAGACAAGCUGCACACACUGAUCAAGAAGGCCGAGAUGGAUAGGAAGACACUGGACUGGGAGAUCGUGGAGCUGACCAACAAGCUGCUGGAUGCCAAGAACACCAUCAACAAGCUGGAGGAGCUCAAUGAGCGGUACCGACUGGACUGCAACCUGGCUGUGCAGCUCCUUAAGUGCAACAAGUCCCACUUCCGUAACCACAAGUUCGCUGAUCUGCCCUGUGAGCUACAGGACAUGGUUCGGAAACAUCUGCACAAUGGUCAAGAGGCUGCCAGCCCAGGCCCUGCUCCCAGCUUGGCCCCAGGGUCUGUGGUGCCUACCUCAGUCAUUGCCCGGGUGUUGGAGAAGCCAGAGUCUCUAUUGCUCAAUUCAGCACAGUCGGGCAGUGCUGGGCGCCCCUUGGCUGAGGAUGUCUUUGUGCACGUGGACAUGAGUGGGGGUGCCUCAGGUGAUCCAGCCAGUCCCCCGGUCCCUGGCAGCCCCACCCCCCAACCCAAUGGGGAGUGCCACUCUCUGGGUACUGCAGGGGGCUCCCCAGAGGAGGAGCUGCCCCUGCCGGCCUUUGAGAAGCUAAGCCCCUACCCCACCCCAUCUCCACCGCACCCACUGUAUCCUGGCCGCAGGGUAAUAGAGUUCUCUGAGGAUAAGGUUCGGAUCCCCCGCAAUAGUCCCCUGCCCAACUGCACUUACGCUACCCGCCAGGCCAUUUCGCUGAGCCUGGUGGAGGAGGGGAGUGAGCGGGCCCGCCCCAGCCCAGGGCCCAGUGGCCCUGCCUCAGCCCAGACCUCACCCCACCACCAGCCCAGCCCAGCCCCUCCAACGCUCAGUGCCCCCGCCAGCUCCGCCAGCUCUGAAGAGGACCUGCUGGCCAGCUGGCAGCGAGCAUUUGUGGACCGCACUCCGCCACCUGCCGCUGUGGCCCAGCGCACAGCCUUUGGAUGUGAUGCACUCCCGGAGCUGCAGCGCCACUUUGCUCUUAGCCCCACUGACAGAGAUGAGGUGGUUCGGGCACCUUCUUCCGCAGCGGAUGAGAGUGGGCUUUUGCUACCAACAGAACCUGACUCUGGCUUUCCCAGGGAGGAGGAGGAGGAGGAAGAGCUGAACCUGCCCGUCAGCCCUGAGGAAGAGCGCCAGAGCCUGCUACCCAGUGAUAGUGGCCCAGAAGAGGGGCCUAGCACUUCCCACGCUGAGGGAAGGGCCUGGCCACUCCCCAGCUCCAGCCGCCCCCAGCGCAGCCCCAAGAGAAUGGGGGUACACCACCUGCACCGCAAGGACAGCCUGACCCAGGCCCAGGAGCAGGGCAACCUGCUCAACUAGGGCCCCUGCUUGCCUUCCUGCCACUGCUGCACUGGGACUGCAAGGAGGCCCCACACCCUUGCAGCUCAGGGUCCCAGCCCUAGGACUCUUCUCUCUCCAGACUUGCACAGCCCUGUCCCUGUGUGGAUUGGGUGAGGUGAUGGGCCACGCCAGGCCUUUCAGCUGCGUUGACUGUGACUGGCAACAGUUUGCCUCAUGGUUUUUCCCUUUCUUGGAAUAUUUAUUCUCCAAAGGUAACAUGCAGUUGGGUCUCAGGCCCUUUCCUCCAAUCAGCCUUGCCCAGAUUGGGCUGUUCUGGGGAGCUGAGGGGUUUAUCAGUGUUCAUCUUCCAUCCUCCUUUCAUAGUCAUGAGUUUUGUUUAUUUUGCCGGGGGUGGGGGGGUGGUCAUUGGGGUCAUUAACCUCUAAUUCCUGUUUUCUGCCUGUUUCCCUCUCUCCCAACAUCCUCUCCCUGAGCUGUUGCCCACAGGGGUGUGGUGCAGCUGGCCCUUGGGGAUGAGGGAGAGGACUGACUCAGGGCUCCCUUCAGCUGUUUCCUCCCUCCCUCUGGAAGGGAGGGUGGGGUUUAGGGGCCUCAAGCUGGGCUCUAGGUGAGGCCUGGCUCCCCUCCCAACCUUGGCUCUAGACUGUUACUCCCAGCUUUGGGAAAUUUUCACAUUGAUGACUAUUUUAAAAUUAAAUAAAACUAUUUUACUGGUA
This is a messenger RNA of Lemur catta (Ring-tailed lemur), 2707 nucleotides long. It is a transcript of the gene TJAP1, whose product is annotated as tight junction associated protein 1. Lineage: Eukaryota; Metazoa; Chordata; Mammalia; Primates; Lemuridae. The record is from RefSeq and is a predicted model, not a curated record. The transcript is spliced from 10 exons. Gene Ontology annotation, cellular component: trans-Golgi network. Bases 357 to 2009 code for a protein of 550 amino acids. Gene Ontology annotation, biological process: Golgi organization.